AUGGGGCCCUGGGAGUCCCCGCGGCCGGGCGGCUGGACGCCGGGCGAGGGCUGGUGCUGGCUACUGCUGCUGCCCGCGCUGCUGCUCCUGGUCGCCCGCCCCGCCCGGCUCGCGGCGUUCCCCACCUCCCUGAGCGACUGCCAAACGCCCACGGGCUGGAACUGCUCCGGCUAUGACGACAGAGAAAAUGAUCUCUUCCUCUGUGACACCAACACCUGUAAAUUCGAUGGGGAGUGCUUAAGGAUUGGAGACACUGUGACUUGCGUCUGUCAGUUCAAGUGCAACAACGACUAUGUUCCUGUGUGCGGCUCCAAUGGGGAGAGCUUCCAGAACGAGUGCUUCCUGCGCCAGGCGGCCUGCAAGCAGCAGAGCGAGAUCCUCGUGGCGGCCGAAGGCUCCUGCGCCACCGAUGCAGGAUCCGGAUCUGGAGAUGGAGUCCACGAAGGCUCGGGCGAGACCAGCCAGAAGGAGACCUCCACCUGUGACAUCUGCCAGUUCGGGGCGGAAUGUGACGAGGACGCCGAGGAUGUCUGGUGUGUGUGCAACAUUGACUGUUCUCAAACCAACUUCAACCCCCUCUGCGCCUCCGAUGGGAAGUCCUAUGAUAACGCCUGUCAGAUCAAGGAGGCGUCCUGUCAGAAACAGGAGAAAAUCGAAGUUCUGUCUCUGGGUCGAUGUCAAGACAAUACAACUACAACUACUAAAUCUGAAGAUGGACAUUAUGCAAGAACAGAUUAUGCAGAGAAUGCUAACAAAUUGGAAGAAAGCGCCAGAGAACACCACGUCCCUUGCCCGGAACAUUACAACGGCUUCUGCAUGCACGGCAAGUGCGAGCACGCCAUCAACACGCAGGAGCCGUCCUGCAGGUGCGACGCCGGCUACACAGGGCAGCACUGCGAGAAGAAGGACUACAGCGUGCUGUACGUGGUGCCCGGGCCCGUGCGCUUCCAGUACGUGCUCAUCGCGGCCGUGAUCGGGACGGUGCAGAUCGCCGUCAUCUGCGUGGUGGUGCUGUGCAUCACAAGGAAAUGCCCCAGAAGCAACAGAAUUCACAGACAGAAGCAAAACACAGGGCACUACAGUUCGGACAACACAACGAGGGCAUCCACACGGUUGAUCUGA
Molecule: messenger RNA, 1122 nt
Organism: Pipistrellus nathusii (Nathusius's pipistrelle)
Lineage: Eukaryota; Metazoa; Chordata; Mammalia; Chiroptera; Vespertilionidae
Source: the annotation of a GenBank genome assembly